Centropristis striata (black sea bass) is the source of this 2010-nucleotide messenger RNA. Its product is annotated as polyunsaturated fatty acid lipoxygenase ALOX15B-like. The transcript has 14 exons. The record is from RefSeq and is a predicted model, not a curated record. Gene Ontology annotation, molecular function: oxidoreductase activity, acting on single donors with incorporation of molecular oxygen, incorporation of two atoms of oxygen; protein binding; iron ion binding. Bases 1 to 2010 code for a protein of 669 amino acids. Gene Ontology annotation, biological process: lipid oxidation; linoleic acid metabolic process. NCBI's taxonomy places the organism in Eukaryota, Metazoa, Chordata, Actinopteri, Perciformes, Serranidae.
AUGGUGAAUUACAAAGUAACAGUGCACACUGCUGACCUCGACGAAGCCGGCACAUCAAAUGUUGUUUUCAUUAAGCUGGUCGGCACAGAUGGGGAGAGUGAAAGCAAGAUACUCAGAAGAUGUUGUGGGGCUUCACCAUUCAAAAGAGGGGCAGUGUCUAGUUUUACUGUGUCCUGCCCUGCCUCCAUUGGAAAUCUGGUCCUGAUAGAGCUGGAGAAAAAACAUUCCCGUUAUUGCCCAAAAAAAUCUUGGUUACCUGCCAAGAUAGAAGUGAAUUCUCCUGAGGGAGACACCUACAACUUUCCCAUCUACCGCUGGAUCUCUGACAGCGAGGUGCACCGCUUCAGAGAGGGAACAGCUCUAAGAGUCUUUGAAGAGAGCCAUGAUCAUGGCCGGUACAGUCGGGAGCAGGAGCUGGAUCAGCGAGAGAAAGACUAUUGCUGGCGUGUGUAUGCAGAGGGAAUACCCCACUGCCUGGCAACAGACGACCUUGAUAAUCUGCCUCAUGAGGACUACUUCUCAUCCAUCAAGGAAAGACAGUUAACCUUCACUCUAGAGUCAGGGCUAAUUCAGCUGAAACUGGAGGGACUGGCUAAUUCCAAGGAGAACUGGUCUGAUAUUGAUGAUAUCGAUAAGGUGUUCCUCUUCAGGGACACUAACAUAUAUGACUAUGUCCAGCAACAUUGGAAGGAGGACAGUUUUUUUGGUAACCAGUACUUGAAAGGUAUCAACCCCAUGUUGAUCCGACGCUGUUCAGCUCUGCCAGAUAACUUCCCUGUCACUGACAGCAUGGUGUUCCCCGGUGGACAGUGUAGCUUGGCAGAUGAAAUGAAGAAAGGCAACAUAUUCCUGUGUGACUACAAGCGUUUGGAUGGACUGAAAGAAAACUACAUCGAUGGGAAGAGGCAGUACUUAAGGGCUCCUCUUGUCCUGCUCCACAAAACACCUGAUGAGCUGACGCCGAUUGCUAUUCAGCUGAAGCAGGCUCCAGCAGAUGACAAUCCCAUCUUCUUCCCUACUGAUUCUGAGUACGACUGGCUGAUGGCCAAGAUAUUUGUGAGAAGUGCAGAUUUCAACGAGUAUGAGCUCAACGUUCACCUGCUGCGCACUCAUCUGCUGGCUGAGGUGUUUGCAGUGUCGCUGCUGCGCAACCUGCCCAUGGUGCACCCACUGUACAAGCUCCUCAAACCUCACACUAAUGGCACUGUAGUGAUCAACCACUUGGCUCGAAGUCUGCUAAUAUCUGAGGAUGGAUUUUUUAAAAACUAUACAUCUACUGGUGGAGAGGGUGUGAUCACACUCCUGAAGAGGUCCCUUUCCUCAAUGACCUUCAGCUCUCUCUGCAUACCAGAAGACAUUGCUGAGCGUGGGUUGGAGGAUGUGCCGAACUUCUACUACAGAGAUGAUGGACUCAAGCUUUGGGACAUCAUCCACAGGUUUGUGCAGGGAGUGCUAAGCUUCUACUACAAGAGUGACGCUGAGGUCCAGAAAGACUCUGAACUGCAGAAGUGGAUUGCGGAUAUUUUUGAACAUGGAUUCCUUUCCCAAAAAAGCACAGGAAUUCCUCGGAGUUUUACCACUGUGGCUGAGAUGGUCAAGUUUGUCACCAUGGUGAUCUUCACUUGCUCUGCACAGCACUCAGCUGUGAACACUGGACAGUACGACUACAGUGGCUGGAUGCCCAACAGUCCCGUCUCCCUGCAGCGUCCUCCACCAACCACAAAGGGGACAACAAGUAAGGCCAAAAUGCUGCAGACAUUGCCUAACAAGGGUGCAACAGCUAGAGGAAUGGCCGUCUUGUGGCUACUAAGCAAGCAGUACUCUGACUUCGUCCCUCUUGGCCAUUACCAACAGCACCAUUUCUGUGAGAAGGUUCCCUGCAAGCUGAUCAAGGCUUUUCAAGCAGAGCUUGAAGUGUUAAGUGCGCUCAUCGAAGCCAGAAACAAAAGUCUGGAGAUCCCAUACACAUACCUGGAUCCAGCAGAGGUUGAUAAUAGUUUGGCCAUUUGA